UGUGAGUCGCGUGGACCACCAGUGUGCUUACGCCCCGCGAGCCGCGACCCGCCACCGCGACCCGCGAGGCCGGAGUACGACCCGUGUGCGUGCGUGUGUGUGUGCGUGUGACAGUGCGUUCGAGUGUGCCACUGUGCCAGUGGCGGGUUGGGCUGACCGCUCGCGAUUGUUUCGGCGGUGCCGUUGACGCGUCUGCGAUGACAGCGCUUGCAGAGCUGCCCCUCCCCGGGUCCUCCCUGUGACGGCGAUCCGCAGCGCGCCCCGCAGUAACCGCCAGCAGCCAAGCAGCACCGCGAAGCAGGCGAAGCACCGCGACAACAAGGAUCUCUGCUCGGCCAAACGACCAGUGGUCCAUUGAUCGAGCUUGGCAGACACAAUGGUUGACUACUACCGCAUUUUGGAGGUGCCACGAACAGCGUCAAAUGCAGAGAUUAAGAAAGCAUAUCGUAAACUGGCAUUGAAAUGGCAUCCAGACAAGAAUUUAGACAAUCCAGAGGAGGCUGGGCGCAGAUUUAAAGAAAUAUCAGAAGCUUAUGAAGUAUUGUCUGAUGAAAAGAAACGCCGAGUGUAUGACCAGUAUGGCAAAGAUGGUCUGUUUGCUAAUGAUAGACCCCGGCGGCCAAGGCACCAUGAAGAAGAGUUUGAUGUCUUUAAUUCUUUCCCAUUCAUAUUCCGGGAUCCUGAGGAUGUGUUCAGGGAAUUCUUUGGUGACUCUCCUUUUGCUGGUUUUGGCGGCAUGAAUGGACAUUCACACCAUCGCUCAAGAAAUGGACAUCACCGCAACUCUCACCCAUCAAGUCACUCAUUGAGACCUUUCUUCGACCCAUUCAGCCUAUUUGGCAUGGGAAUGGAUGGAAUGGUGCCUGGGGGAAACCCACUGGGUGGUUCCUACACAUCAUUCACCACAGCAUUUUCUAGCAUGGGUAAUGGUGUUCCUACUAAGCAGACAUCAACCUCAACAAGGUUCAUCAAUGGGAAAAAAAUCACCACAAAGAAGGUUGUAGAAAAUGGGAAGGAGACUGUGGUGACUUAUGAAAAUGACAUCCUCACAUCCAAGACUGUUAAUGGAGUAGCACAAGCCAUUGGCUACAGUUAAGUGAGCUGCCAUUCCACAAAGAAAAUUAAUUGGAACUGCUAUUUAUGGCCGUAACUGCCCUCAGCCCAGUUCCACCAGUCAUUAUUUACUACCUAUUUACUUUUAGCAAGAAAUAGAAAAUUAUAAGUGUAUCAUUCUUCUUUUCACCUAAUUGAACAAAAUGGCUGUUGGCCUUUUGGAAGAAGUGGCAAAAUUUUGAGUAGCUCAGUCUGUUAAUGUGCAGCCCAAUAUUGCUGUUGUUAACAUGUUAACAUAUAGUUGAUUAAGCUUGGUUACAUUUAUUCUGUUAAAGAAAUUGCAAUUGUUGCGUGCUGGAUCUCAUCAAUGCUACCUACUGCCUCUUACCAUCAAGUAAUGUUCAGACUGAAGGGUAGGAUUUAAAUAUGAAGAUUUUGCAGGGAUAUGUGAUGUGUGGUUGAUGUGUGAGUGUGGGUCUUCACUCUGAUAAGAUAAAGAAAGUACGAACGACUGCUGCGAGUUUGUUUGUAAAGUGACGAGUGGAGUUUUAAGUGUGCGGGCAGUUUGUAAGCAGUUUAUAGUGAUGACAAGUGUCAGUGGAGAGUGAUUGAAAACAUAGUGUAUACUUAAUUCUGUGUCUGUUAUCUACAUGGUUGACUUAUGUGGCUAUUUUUAACACUUUUACUUUAUCUAUUUUUUUCUUUUAUUGUCAUUUUAAAGAACACAAAUUUAGUUUCACUAAAAAAAAUUACAUUAAUGUGUUAUAGGGUGGUACAGAUUGUUUUGAAUUUUUAUAAGAGUGAAAAAUGAAGACAUUUGCAGUUUUCUGAAUCUUACUUUUUGAUUUAAUGUUCUGCAGCAGUGGCGAGAAACAUUUCGACUUAAUGUUCUUUGAGUUGUGGCAGAUUUCCAAAAUACUUAUCUUUAUUUAAGAUAGUGCCAGGUUUGUCUUGUCUACGUGUUGUAGUCUAAAGUUGAUGUUGAUGGUUGUCUUUUAUUAUUUUAUGAUAACACCUAAUCAAGUUACUCUUACUUUGAAGACAUACAUUCCAUUGGAUUUAUCAUCUAGUCUUACUUUCAACUAUCCUUGUUACAAUAAUGGAUUUCAGCUUCAUUUUUAACUCGUAAUUUUAUGCUCAUUUAACACUAGCGUAUUCUACAAUUUUCUUAGUCACUGAAUAACUUGUGUUGCCAAAUUCUUCAUUAGUUACCUUCAAAGAUGUGUAGAUGUAUUGUAAUAGUUGAUGUUCUGGCAAUUUGUCAAUCUGCCUCAAAUCAUAGAAUGCUGUAUGCUGCAAGCACUUAGCUGGGACUUUGUUGAAUUCGUUCAAUUUUAUUAUGUUCUUUCAUGUUAAAUUGUUGAAGGUUGUAACUGAUUUAGAGCACUGAAUGUAUUCAUUGUAUCCAUUUAAGCUAAAUUGUUUUACAUGUAUACGGAAGUUGUCUUUCUUAAACUGUUGAAGAUGCGUGCUUCCUGAGCAGCAUUCAAAGUUGUGUUGUGUAUUUUUUCUGGUUGUUAAAGCUUUAAGCAUUAAUUAUGCCCCUUUCAUUGUCAUGUUAAAUUUUUGUUUCAUCGAAAGAAACAAACAGAAGCUUAUUUUGAAAGGAAUAUUGUUGGUAGUUUUGAUGUGAUACUUAAAUUUAUCAGGUCCCCCUGUUUGCCAUUUCCAUUUGUCACAAAAACUCUAAAUUUUAUAGAAAUUUGUUCAAUCCUUUUUGUUGCAAUACUGGCAUAUUAUUAGCUUAGCUCAAAGCUUAUUUAUUUAUUGUGCCAUGUAAUUGCCGUUCUGAUGUCUUCACCAUUGUGAGCACGUCAUGUAAACACCUUUAAAAAGUGAUUGUAGGUUUGUAAUGCUGCAAAUAUCACAGUUGAUGUUUGAAUCCUGCUAUCCAAUAUUCUUAUACAUCUUAAAACUUGUUGUAUGGUUGAGUUUGAUGCAAUGAUGACUUUUUGAGAAGUCCAUUACUUGAAUUCGUUUAGUGGCAAAUUUAAUAGCAUUUCCUCCUGUUGAAAUUCUUAAUUUUAUCUGAACUUCUGUUUUAUUCUUGUUUCCGUGUGAAAAUGACUGUUUUAAGAAAAGUGUUGCUGGUCAAAAGUAUUGUUUUCUCCACUGUAGAAGUCAAUAUUCUAGUGUUUUGUCUAUUUUACUGUAAGUUUUGCUGAUGUGGCUUGAUUUCUGGGACUUUGUAUGUCAAAGUCUGUUCACUUUAUCGAACAUUCUCGUUUCAUGUUCCAGUUGUGCCAUGUUUCUGCAACAUUGAAUUUCUUCCCUAGUUCUCCAUUUGUUUUACUCAUUUCCUUGAAAUUCUGUAAAAAAAAAUCUAUAGAAGGUGUGUCCAUACGAUGUGUUUUAUGUAUUAUUUAUUCUGUAAGAUAUAAAUACCUGAAGAAAUAUUUCAAAAUUAUAUUUUUGAUUUCAUUAGCUUCUGUGUUGUACAGUUUUAUUGCGUAAAGUAAGGAACGAAAGCGAUUAAAGGAGUGAAAGCUAAGCCAA
Messenger RNA from Thrips palmi, 3549 nucleotides. It is a transcript of the gene mrj, whose product is annotated as dnaJ homolog subfamily B member 6. Bases 377 to 1096 code for a protein of 239 amino acids. Gene Ontology annotation, molecular function: Hsp70 protein binding. The record is from RefSeq and is a predicted model, not a curated record. The transcript is spliced from 6 exons. Lineage: Eukaryota; Metazoa; Arthropoda; Insecta; Thysanoptera; Thripidae.